AUGAUCGAGUCUUUCUAAUAACAAUUUGAGUAGGUUUAUUCUGAAAACCAAGAAAGUAACAUCUAAUAUUAUAUUCUAGUCAUAAAAUAGUUAAACAAACUCAAGUAAAGUGCUAUUGAAAAAAAUCAAGAAAUAUAGAAAUUACAAUAUCUAUUUAAAGAAGUUGAAUAAGAAUAUUAACCAAUUCAUGAUAAAAUACAAUCAAUUAAAGAUUAAUUCUAAGAUUUUGAACUCAAUAAACAAUUAAUCUAUGAUUCUUUUGAUGAAUUGGAGAAUCUAAUCAUGCGUUAAUUUGCUGAAUAAAUAAAGUUGAAUAAAAAAACUAAAAAGACCUAAAAAAAGGAAUCUCCUUCAAAAGGUAAAAUUAACAAUGAAAAUGAUCAAAACACAAUCAAUCUAAGAAAACGAACAAUUAAAUUAUAAAAUUAUGAUGAAUAUUCUUAAACAAGUGAAUCUAGUUAACCAAUUAAAGUAACAAAAAAGAAAGUCAAAACAAAUACUGAAGCUUUAGAUAAAGCUAAUUGUCUAAUUAACGAGAUUUUUAAUUUUAAUUGA
Paramecium pentaurelia is the source of this 555-nucleotide messenger RNA. Lineage: Eukaryota; Ciliophora; Oligohymenophorea; Peniculida; Parameciidae. The record is from the annotation of a GenBank genome assembly.